UUGCCCGUAAAAGUCCUCAAAACAACUUUCAUCUUUCUUCCAUUUCAGCCAACUAGACCUCGAAUUCAGCUGUGUGGCAAGAACAUAGCUGUUUAUAAAUCCAUAUUCUCGCAAACUUUGGCCUUAAAAUGUUCAAUAUGUUGGGAGGCGACCUCGACGACGACCCAAUAUUUGGGUUUCACUCCAGGGCCAUGAACCAAAUGAAUGCGAUGAUGAACUCCGUCAUGUCAGACGCCUUUGGGGACAUGAUGGGAGGCAUGCGGAUGCCCGGAAUGGGCUUCCCUGGCCUUCUCGGCGGCCCUCUGAUGGGCAUGGGAGGUGGACAGAUGAUGCCCCGAGGUAGGCCCGGUCCAGGAAUGAUGAAUCCCUUCAUGAUGGACGCAGGAAACAACGGUCUAUCGUACAGCUCAUCCUCGAUGACCUCAAUGACGAUCGGACCCGACGGGCGCCCUCAAGUUUACCAAGCCACCUCAACCACCAAAGCAGCUCCAGGCGGAGUCAAGGAAACCACAAAGACUGUGUCAGACUCGAGGACGGGCACCAAGAAAAUGGCCAUCGGACACCACAUUGGCGAAAGGUCGCACAUCAUUGAACAGAGACAAAACACACGGACUGGACAAAGAGAGGAACACAUAGAGCUCGUCAACCUUUCUGAUGCUCAUUUAGAUGAGACCGAGGAGUUCAAUAACGAGUGGCAAUCAGCUACAAGGGGAUACCCGCGCAGUAGUAGUGCGAAUCAAAGAAGGAUCGCCCACUACGGUGGAGUUACUAUUGAAGACGUGACUGAAGAUACUGGGAACAGGGAGCAACUUGCAUUGGCUGCUCCCCCUCCAAGCACUUCCCAAAGAGUAAGACAUCCUAAGACAAGCCCAUCUACUUCCAAAUCUCAAACAAGCCAUGAAAGGGCCAAGAAGCGUGAUCAUGGUGCCGGAGGAUCUUCCCGCGCUGCCAAGCAACACAGGAGCAAACACACCUACUAGCCGAAGCUGUUCAAUCUGGCAGUUGUUGUGGUCGCUAAGUUUGCAAGAUAAAGAACUUGAAAUGUGUUACUCUUAUCUCUUUUUCCACUUUUGUUGUAUGUGUUUAGUGUAUUCCACUACUCUUAAAACAGAGAUUUUCCGCCUCCUUAUAUUAUAAUGUAUGAAGAAGGCACUUAGGUAUAAUAUUAUUUUGGGAUUGCAAAUUGCAACAACACCAAAUAAUGUAUGAGAGCAUUCUGAUUUAGUCUGCAAAUCUAGCAGACGUCUAUUCUUUUGAAUUAUUCGACUCUGCAUAAAUUAUAUGCUAAUAAAACCCAAAUCACGUGUA
Messenger RNA from Neocloeon triangulifer, 1308 nucleotides. RefSeq names its product myeloid leukemia factor (gene Mlf). The record is from RefSeq and is a predicted model, not a curated record. The coding region runs from base 129 to 980 and encodes 283 amino acids. Gene Ontology annotation, cellular component: nucleus; cytoplasm. The transcript has 6 exons. Lineage: Eukaryota; Metazoa; Arthropoda; Insecta; Ephemeroptera; Baetidae. Gene Ontology annotation, biological process: regulation of DNA-templated transcription.